AUGAAAAUGCUGCGCUGGGCUGGUGGAGUAACGAGGUUAGACAAAGUGCGCAACGAGUUCGUCAGGGGAUCCUUUAAAGUAGCUCCGGUGGCAGAUAAGCUCAAAGAAAACCGACUCCGCUGGUUCGGUCAUAUAAACAGAAGAGGCGAUGACUACUCCGUGAAGACAGCUUUAAAUAUCCUAACAAAACCCCGUGGCAGAGGUAGUUCACUUUCUACCUGGUGGACUAGAAUCGAGAAGGAUCUAAAAGCCCUGAACAUCUCACCAACGACAACCCAAGACAGACGGUCCUGGCGCCUACGUACAAGGAGGCCCGACCCCAAUUGA
Messenger RNA from Leguminivora glycinivorella, 327 nucleotides. RefSeq lists its product as uncharacterized. NCBI's taxonomy places the organism in Eukaryota, Metazoa, Arthropoda, Insecta, Lepidoptera, Tortricidae. The coding region runs from base 1 to 327 and encodes 108 amino acids. The record is from RefSeq and is a predicted model, not a curated record. The transcript has a single exon.